This is a messenger RNA of Vigna radiata var. radiata (mung bean), 1557 nucleotides long. RefSeq names its product WAT1-related protein At2g37460. The record is from RefSeq and is a predicted model, not a curated record. The coding region runs from base 49 to 1191 and encodes 380 amino acids. Gene Ontology annotation, molecular function: transmembrane transporter activity. Gene Ontology annotation, cellular component: plasma membrane. NCBI's taxonomy places the organism in Eukaryota, Viridiplantae, Streptophyta, Magnoliopsida, Fabales, Fabaceae. The transcript is spliced from 7 exons.
AUAGAUUAGUAGUUAUUAAGGUUGUUGUAGGAGCUCUGCCAAGACACCAUGGAGAACCAGCAGAAGCAAAAUUGGUUCGAAAAGGCAAAGCCAUUGGCAGCAGUGGUAUCAAUGCAGUUUGGAUACGCAAUCAUGGAUGUUUUAUCCAAAGCUGCACUGAACAAAGGGAUGAGCAAUUAUGUGUUCGUCGUUUAUCGCCAAGCAGUUGCAUUCCUUGUCAUGGCUCCUUUGGCAUGGUUUUUUGAGAGGAGGAAAGCAAAGCCAAAGAUGACACUCUCAAUUUUCAUCAAGAUUUUGGUGCUGAGCUUGAUAGAGCCAGUUAUUGACCAGAAUCUGUAUUUUUUGGGGAUGAAGUACACAACAGCAACCUUUGCCGUUACGAUCACCAAUAUGCUUCCUGCUAUCACCUUUAUCUUUGCUUGGAUUCUUAGGCUUGAGCAAGUAAAUAUAAGAAGUAUACGAAGCCAAGCAAAGGUGGUGGGAACUGUAGCAACUGUUUCGGGUGCCAUGAUCAUGACACUGAUUAAAGGGCCAGUGCUUUUUGGGUCACACGGAGGCAAUGAUCAAUCCCAGCAUAAUGGCACAAGCACUCAGCAUACAAUCAUAGGGUUCAUAAUGAUGACUAUUGGAUGCUUUUGCUGGGCUUCUUUCGUGAUCUUACAGGCUAUUACUCUGAAAAGCUACCCUGCUGCACUCUCUCUUUCUGCUUGGAUAUGCUUAAUGGCCACAAUUGAAGGUGCUGCAGUGGCUUUGGUCAUGGAAAGGGGCAACCCUUCGGUUUGGUCUAUAAAAUUUGAUAUGAAAUUGCUCUGUGCUGUUUAUUCUGGCAUAACAUGUUCGGGAUUGGCUUAUUACUUGCAAGGAGUGGUGAUGAAAAGUAAAGGCCCAGUGUACGUGACAGCAUUUAGUCCUCUGUGCAUGGUAAUCGUGGCUAUCAUGGGCUACUUCCUUUUGGCUGAACAAGUUUUCCUUGGAAGAAUGAGUGGUGCCAUCAUCGUUUGUUUGGGCCUAUACUUUGUGGUGUGGGGAAAAAGCAAAGACAAUUAUGGCCCAGAAGACCCAAAUACUCAAGAGCCCAUAGAGGAAAUGGACAAUGCUAAGAAGGAAAAUUUCACUUGCUGUACUCAUGGAGUCACCACUGCCACCAACUUAGGAAAUGGAAACACAACUCCAAGUGAAGAACAAGUGUGAGGAAAACUUGCCAUUUAUUUUCUAAAUCUUCGACUAUUUUAGGACAUUCCACCAAUGUCUGUAUGAAAGCAGCCAUGUUUCUUCCUGGUUGUUUAAUCUUCCAAGAAAUACAACAGCACAGAAUUUUACAGUUGUAUUGUAAGUUAUCUAAAACAAAGUAGGUAGAUAUGUAGCACAUAGCAUUAAGACAUAGAUUAUGGUGUUUGCAUAUUUAGAUGUCACGGUGUAACUAAACACCUUCAGAUUUCACAUCAACAUCCAUUCAGAAAAAGAAAAUGGUAAUGACUUGUUAAGAAGAUGGCGGUGCUGGAUUAAAUCUGCUGGAUGAAAUGAAUGAGAACAUCACAGAAUAUUGUGUUGUAUUAA